Messenger RNA from Tachyglossus aculeatus (Australian echidna), 3278 nucleotides. RefSeq names its product complement C6 (gene C6). Gene Ontology annotation, molecular function: protein binding. The transcript is spliced from 18 exons. The record is from RefSeq and is a predicted model, not a curated record. Gene Ontology annotation, biological process: immune response. Lineage: Eukaryota; Metazoa; Chordata; Mammalia; Monotremata; Tachyglossidae. Bases 116 to 2926 code for a protein of 936 amino acids. Gene Ontology annotation, cellular component: membrane attack complex.
GCAGAGAGUUCUCUCCCGCUAGGAGGAGAUAAGAUAUUGUGUUGGGACUAAGAGCUUCUCUGACAUUCUCAAGAUCACUGGAUGGUAGAGGCUGGAAGCUGGUGAUGGUCCAGACAUGGGCAAGGAUGGCAUCCUGUUCUUCGUCCUCCUGAGUGUCCUGCCUGGCAGCAUCCAGGCCUGCCUUUGCGAGCGCUACCCUUGGAGUGCCUGGUCUAGCUGUUCAAAAUCUUGCAACUAUGGCACCCAAAGCAGGCACAGACACAUUGUGAUGGAUGAAUAUUUUAAGAAAAACUUUUGUGACCAGCUGUGUGCCAAACAGGAAUCCAAAGCAUGUAAUGAGGAAAUGUGUCCUAUCAACUGCCAGCUUGGAGACUUUGGACCUUGGUCAGACUGUGACCCUUGCGUUAAAAAACAGUUUCAGGCCCGGUCCCUUCUGCGUCCAUCUCAGUUUGGGGGCCAGGCUUGUGAGGAGCUGCUGGUAAAGUCUCAGAAGUGCUACCCAACUAAGAUCUGCAACAUCGAAGAAUUGGACUGCAAGAAUAAAUUCAAGUGUGAUAGUGGCCGCUGCAUCGCCAAGAAGCUGGAGUGCAACGGAGAGAACGACUGCGGGGACAACUCGGACGAGAGGGAUUGCGCGAAAAAGAGCCGAGUGUGCGGGCGAGUGUACCACCCCGUCCCCAGCGUGCAGAUCAUGGGAAUGGGAUUCCACCUUCUGGCUGGAGAACCCAGAGGAGAAGUCCUGGACAAUGCUUUCACUGGAGGGAAAUGUACCACCGUCAAAAGCAGCAGAGGAAGUAACCCAUACCGUGUCCCGGCUAACGUGGAAACCAUCCAUUUUCAGGUGGAAACUCAAGAGGAUGAUUUGCAGUCGGAAUUUUACCACGACUUAACGCCACUGAAAUCUGGCCACAGUAGUGACAUCUCAUCUCAAGCGUCCGGGGGAGGUUCUUCUGGGAUCCCUUAUUUAUGGUCAACUAAGAGAAAGACACAAAUCACCAACUCUGCCUCCUUCAAGCAAGCCAUCCAAGCUUCCCAUGAGAAGGAUUCUAGUUUCAUUCGGGUCCACAAAGUGAUUUCUGUCUUAAACUUCACGAUGAAGGAACAAGACCUGCAACUCUCAGAUGUCUUCUUAAAGUCCCUGAGCCACCUGCCCCUGGAGUACAACUACGCCCUGUACAGCCGGAUAUUCGAUGAUUUUGGGACUCAUUACUUCACCACGGGUUCUUUGGGCGGGACGUAUGAUCUCCUGUACCAGUACAGCAGGGAGGAUUUGAAGAAUUCAGGUUUAACUGAGGAAGAAGCUGUAGAGUGCGUCCGCACCGAAACAACAAAGCGCCGAUUCUUCUUCAAGACAAAGAAAGUGCACUUCAGAUGUGUCAGUAACCAGAUGUCAGAACGCUACGAAGGUUCCUUUACACAGGUGGCUGAGAAAUCUCUCUCACUUGUCCAAGGAGGGAGGAGCGAGUAUGCGGCUGCUUUGGCAUGGGAGAAGGGGGCGUCUUUGCCCGAGGAGUCAAUCUUUACAAACUGGCUGGAGUCGGUCAAGGAAAAUCCCGCGGUGGUCGGCUUUGAGCUCACUUCCAUCCUGGAUUUGGUCAAGGGCAUUCCCUGUGCAGCGACGAGGCGCAACAACCUGAAGAAAGCACUCGGGGAGUACGCGGAAAAAUUUGACCCUUGCAGGUGCGCACCAUGUCCGAAUAAUGGAAGGCCCGUGCUCUCGGGGACCGAAUGCAUGUGUGUAUGCCAGAGUGGAACCUACGGCCAGAACUGUGAGAAAAGAGCACGGGAUUUCACAUCAAAUACCGUGGAUGGUUUGUGGAGCUGCUGGUCUCCCUGGAGCGCGUGUGAUGGGUCUUACAGGAGGAGGAGGACGAGGAGAUGUGAUAACCCUGCCCCUCUGAAUGGAGGGAAGACCUGUGAGGGCGAUGGACAACAGGAGGAAGAUUGCUCCUUUUCCAUAUUCGUCAAGAAGGGGGCUCUGUGCCUCAAUGAUGACAAAGACAUCAAGGAGGUGGAUAUCGAAGAGACCGAGCCCACCGAAGGAUGCCGGAAGCCCCUCCCUCCUGCAAAUGGGUUCAUCAGGAAUGAGAAGAGAACCUAUUCGGUUGGGGAAGAUGCUGAGAUUGUCUGCAUGACGGGCUUUGAGGCGGUGGGAUUCCAAUAUGUAAGUUGUCUACCGGACAAAACCUGGAAAGAAGAAGGCACGGAAUGCCGACGGGCAACGUGUUCUAAGCCGUCUGUGCCUGAAGGCCUCUCCGUUUCCCCCCACAAAAAGCAGUAUCAGGUGGGAGACUCCAUCCUGUUGGUGUGCCCUCCUGGUUUCGUUAUCACGGGCCUGAAGAAGCACACCUGUGGGAAGGAGCUGACUUGGGAGCCCCCUGUAUCCAGCUCCAUCUCUUGUGAACAAGGAGCUUCGGCCAGUCGCAGGGACGGCUGUGCACCCGGACGAAAGGCGGAGGGCUCCAAGUGCAUCUGCAUGUCUCCCACAGAGGACUGCGGCAGCCGCGAUUCAGAAGAUCUCUGCGUGUUUGACACGUCCUCCAGCCGAUACACUACAAAAGCCAGCUGCCAGUUCUUGGCGGAAAGAUGCAGAAAUGAACAACAAAUCCACUUCCUGCUCCCCGGCCCCUGUGAGGAGGGCCCUCAGCUGCAGUGGGCUCUGGAGAGGACAAAACUGUCUCUGAAAAGCACAAAGAAGGAGCCGUGUGGCUAUAACACAUGCUACGACUGGGAACGGUGCUCAGACGCUGUGUCCGUAUGCUCCUGCCUGAUCCCCAGCCAGUGUCCCAAGGACGGGUCUCCGGUGUUCUGCAUCCAGGCAGGCUCGGCCAAGAGGAAGAGAAGCUUGAAUCUCUGUGAGCUGGGGGCCCUGAAGUGCGCCCAGAUGGAGGUUGAAGAGCUUCCCCUUGAACAAUGUCUGCUUUAAUGGACGCUGGCACAAAAGAAACCAACCACCGCGCAGGCCCCUGAGCCCCUGGUUGGCCUGUUUCUCGGCAAGCAAAGCAAGCUGACUCGUCUAGAACCUGAGGAAAAAGUUCUUACAAAACCUUAGGAAGAUUCAAGGACUUUCUGGCUCCUUGGCACGGGGCACCCCACCCUUAUACCACCCUCAAUUUUAGCCACGAACACCAAGGGGCGAGUGGGGAGGGGGAGGACUGGCUUCCCCUGGGGAGAGCUUAGUCAGCCCAGCUGGAGUGAGAGAAUCAAUAAUAAUGAUAACAAUUGGGGUGUUCAUUUUAACGUCCAUCUCCUCCUUUAGACUGUAAGCUCGUCGUGGG